Drosophila busckii is the source of this 1049-nucleotide messenger RNA. RefSeq names its product androgen-induced gene 1 protein. The record is from RefSeq and is a predicted model, not a curated record. The transcript is spliced from 2 exons. Bases 99 to 926 code for a protein of 275 amino acids. Gene Ontology annotation, cellular component: endomembrane system; membrane. NCBI's taxonomy places the organism in Eukaryota, Metazoa, Arthropoda, Insecta, Diptera, Drosophilidae.
AUAAAAUAAUCGGAAAUAUCAAGACCGGCUCUUACCAUCGUUAACAACGCUGUUUUUUAUUUAGUAAAUAAACUUUGUAUCUUUGUAUUUUAAUCAAAAUGACUAAGAGCAAGAAGCAAUUACGCGAGCUGCAAGCGGUUAGAGAAGCAGAAAAAGCCCAUACCGCCCAACUGAACACAUGCAACGAUGCAUAUACAAGAGGAGCAUUCAGCUAUCUUCGUUUUUUGGUGCAUAUAUUGGCAGCGGCACAAUUCACAUAUGGCAUUUAUUAUUAUUUAGUGAAAGUACACUUCCCGAAGCACGUGAACGAGGAGGAUGAGCUCAAGACGCGUUGGGGCGGCAAGUUUAAAUACCUUACCUUUUUGGAUGUUAUUAUUCAGGCCAUAUAUCAUAGCGUGGCCUUAGCAAAUGAUAUUUUUGGCAGCAAUGUGGUCUCAACGGAAUCAAAAUCUGUGCUACGUCGCACGCGUGAUUAUAUAUUUGCAACGUUUGCAUUUCCGAUCGCACAUAAUGUUUGCAUAUCGUUCUGGGUGAUUUAUCUAUAUGAGCGCGAACUCAUAUUUCCAGAAGCGCUGGAUGCCAUUUUUCCUAGCUGGCUUAAUCACAUGGUGCACACUAAUGUUGCCCUUUUGGCAAUCAUGGAUAUGUUUACCUGCUUCCGUCAGUAUCCCAGCCGCAUAGCAGGUGUCACAGGCAAUGUAUCGUUUAUGCUGCUCUAUAUAAUUUGGGUGCACAUUGUACGCUAUUUUAGCGGCCAUUGGGUAUAUCCCCUGCUUGAAGUGUUACCUUGGGCAUUGCGCUACCUGAUGCUGUUGGGAUUAGUUGGCUUUAGUUUGGCUUGCUACUUUGUAGGAGAGGUUGUCAACAAUAUUGUGUGGUCGCCGGAGUUGAAGCUGUUAAAGCAGAAGAAGAUCAAACAGGGUUAAAGUAAUUUGUUACUUAAAAAUGUUAACAGCAAAGAGAUUUGUCAUUCUACUUGUUGGCUUCAAAGAGGCUACUUCUAUACAUAUUCCAACUUUGUAAAUGUGUUUAAAUUAAUUAAAAGAAAA